Molecule: messenger RNA, 4244 nt
Organism: Mizuhopecten yessoensis (Yesso scallop)
Lineage: Eukaryota; Metazoa; Mollusca; Bivalvia; Pectinida; Pectinidae
Product: GTP-binding protein 1-like
Exons: 11
Coding region: 571-2439 (622 amino acids)
Biological process (GO): translational elongation
Molecular function (GO): GTPase activity; translation elongation factor activity; GTP binding
Source: RefSeq, a predicted model, not a curated record
UAAAUAAUUGGUUUGAAUCAAGUGUUAUGGUGUUGCUGGCUUUUCAGUUUGGACGAAGAUGAAAACUUUAAGGAGGUUUAAUGAAUCCUUUUCAUAUAUUUUCAUGAAGUGCUGAUCAUGAGAAUAACAUAAAAAUCGUUCUGUUUAGGAUUUGUGAUACUAUUACAGGAUACCUAACAUAAUAGGAGUUUAUUUAUCAUAUAUGAAAUUGAUUCAGUGAUAAGUGUUGGAAUUUAGAGUUCAGUUGAUUAUGCACUACCACUGAUAUAAAGUUUGUGAGUAUAAAAACUACACAUUCUUUAUGUGAUACUUGAGACAUACAAAACAAAAAGUUAGUUUUCAUAUGAGGAUUUGAAGAUAUAUCAUCACGAUGUGAGGACUUAAGAUCUACAAAAUGUUCUAAAAUGUACUAACAAUAGUUUAUUUAAAAUGUAUCGAAAACAUUUGUGGUGUGUGACAAGUGAAUAGUGUAUUCAUUAACCUAUAUAGACAAAUAUUGAUUGGUAAACAAGACAUUACGUGACAUUCAAACAAACACUUCUUGGCAAAUAUUAUUGAGACCAAAUCAUCAUGGCAGCAGCAGUGGAGAUUGAAAACAGUAUUAGGGUAGAUAACUUGUUCUCCCCGGAUGAGCAAGAUGUGGAUAUGGCAGCAGAAAUGGCUUCAUUGUCACUGAAGACAGCACUAGUGAGCCCCACCAGUGAGGAGUUUGAGGUACUGUCAGAGACAAUCCAGGAGAGGAUCAUAGAGGGACAAGGAGAAACCAUUUAUGAAAUAGGAACAGGAGAGGGUGGGGCACCAGGACUCUCAGAAGAAGACAUGCAGGCAUCUAUAGCUACACUUACCAGUGUCGCCCAGCCACAGAAUCUUGAAAUGGUCAAGCUACGAGAGAGGAAAGAAGCAGAGGGUAUUGUGGUUGAGUUCCUCCUCAGAAAAACUCUGGAACCUGAGGAUUUUAUGGAGGUCCGGGUAGCAGUUGUGGGGAAUGUGGAUGCAGGGAAGAGCACAUUGCUGGGUGUGCUCACACACGGAGAGCUAGACAAUGGUCGUGGUAUGGCCAGACAGAGACUUUUCAGACACAAACAUGAGAUGGAAUCAGGGAGGACCAGCAGUGUAGGCAAUGACAUCCUGGGAUUUGACUCUGUGGGGAAGGUCGUCAACAAACCUGAUCACGGCCACCUGGACUGGGUGAAGAUAUGUGAAAAGGCAUCAAAGGUGGUCACAUUUAUUGAUCUGGCUGGGCAUGAGAAAUAUCUGAAGACGACAGUGUUCGGAAUGACAGGCCAUGCACCAGACUUUGCAAUGUUGAUGAUCGGAGCCAAUGCUGGAGUGAUAGGGAUGACCAAGGAACAUCUAGGUCUGGCCCUGGCACUCAGUGUGCCAGUGUUUGUGGUGGUCACAAAGAUAGACAUGUGUCCUGCCAAUGUCCUCCAGGAAACACUCAAGAUGUUACAAAGAAUCCUUAAAUCUCCUGGUUGUAGAAAGAUUCCUGUCCUUGUUCAGAACCAGGAUGAUGUGGUGUGUUCAGCAACAAACUUCACAUCAGAAAGGAUGUGUCCUAUAUUUCAAGUUUCCAAUGUAUCUGGAGAAAAUCUAGAUUUACUGAAAAUGUUUAUGAACCUGCUGACGACAAGAGUGAAAUGUCAUCCAACAGAACCAGCGGAGUUUCAGAUAGACGAUACAUUCUCAGUCCCUGGUGUGGGAACAGUGGUGUCAGGAACACUACUACAGGGACAGAUCAGGCUAAACGACACGGUGUUACUGGGUCCUGACGCUUUGGGACACUUCCAGCCAAUUAUCAUUAAAAGUAUCCACAGGAAGAGGAUGGCAGUGCGGGAAGUCCGAGGUGGACAGACAGCAUCCUUUGCUCUGAAAAAGAUCAAGAGGUCCUCUAUACGUAAAGGAAUGGUGCUGAUCUCACCAAGACUAGAACCAAAGGCCUGCUGGGAGUUUGAGUCGGAGAUCUUGGUGCUACACCAUCCAACUACGAUAUCGGUCCGCUACCAAGCCAUGGUCCAUGUUGGCAGUGUGCGGCAAACAGCGACCAUUAUCAACAUGACCAGCGAGCACCUGAGAACUGGGGACAAAGCCAUUGUGAGGUUCAGAUUCAUCAAAAACCCAGAGUACCUCAAGACAGAUAUGAAAAUGGUGUUCAGAGAGGGCCGCACCAAGGCUAUUGGAAACAUUAGUAAACUGUAUCCUCAUGUGAGUGCAGUGGCACAGAACACACGGCAGCACCGGGCGGCCAAGAAGGCCCAGGACGCUAACCACCAGUCACACCCGGCCAACGAGCCGCAGAAACCCAGCAAGAGGAGGCGGUCGCGAGGGGGCACAGCACGGUUACCCCCUCCAACAAUACCAGAGCAAGGGGAGGCUAGCUCCUCCCCCUCCCUUAUACAGAGGUCUCCCCCAAACAGUGCAGUGACAGUCGCAUCGUAAUGUUCUGUUGUCAGUCGGCCACCUGUCAUUCCAUGUGCCAGUCUCUGGUUUACUGGAGAAACAUGGUCAUCAUUGUGUAUACUGGUCUGAUGAGUUAGUAUGUACCAAAUGUAUUACUGCUUGAGGUGAACAUUUAACAAAAAAUUGAACAACUGAUUUGACCCUGUACUGACACUGGAACUCAAAUUACAUCAUCAUAUCACUCAGUUAUUUUAUCAUAAUUUUAAACCGUUUUGAUAUAUCAAUUUAUUUUGUUUGUAAAAAUAGUAACACCAGUAAAACCAUAAUGUCUGUGUGUAAAAUCUUAAUGAUAAUAUUGGUAUACAAAUCUUCCUGCAUGCUUAAGCUUCCUCGUGGUAGCCAUAUUGAUCUCUCUGAACCAACAGAUGCACUAACAAAACCAUUAAGUUGAUGUUUUGAAUCCAACCACUUUUCAGAAUUGUUACCUAAUUUUUAUGCUGUAUGAUUCAUAAAAUGACAAACAAAUCUCAUGAUAAAAGUAUUGCAUAAAUGCACACAUGGAGGAAAAUUUUAAUUUCCAGUUCAGAUUGUAUAGAGGAUUUUUUUAUUUAGAUUCAUUUUCAAUUGGAAUUUCUAUGUUUUUGCUGGAACGACUUUGCAAGUUGUAUACAGAAGGUUCUGAAAGAUACUUCCUAUUACUCACUUAUUAAAAACUUGACAAACCAAAUUAAAUGUGAAAGACAAUAAAAUCAAUUACAUAAAAGUGUUAUAGUAGCUACUUUAACUAGAUAUAAAGUUUUACUGAAGUCUAUUUUUAAUUUGCCUAACAUGUGAACUGGAUAACACUGUUUCAUUAUUGUUAACAUCAGAUACAAAAAGAUAUGAAUGAAUCAAUUUUUAAUAUGAAUUUCACAGAAUAGUUGAAAUUAAAUAAGCUUUAAAUUGAAUGUGUAUGUGUUGAUGGCGUUUUCUAUUCUGUAUGUUUACUCAAAGAGAGAAUUUUUUAUUGAAAGACUUGUAUUAGUUUUGUUUUGACUUCGGUUCCCUUCUUAAGAAGGGGAGGUAACUUUGAUUGGACACGAAGGCUGUUGAAGAAUGUCAAAGUAUUAUUAUACAGUUUGUAAUUAUAUAAGUUACUGUGUAAUUUUACAAACUGUCCAAAUAAUGUGAUGUUACUUCUCUAACCAAAUUUGGAUGAGCACUGUUGAAUACCAUUACCAAGGUACCCACCCCAGGAUCCCUACCGCCACUAGGAACUGACUUCCUUGCAGGGGCGUUUGGUCUCCACCCCCCAGUUGUUACAAAUUUGGAUUCGUAAAAUGAUCAAGCAGAUAUCAAAGGUAUAACUGCCUUAUCUCAGCCAAUUGUUCUCUUUCUUUUACAAUCAUCUUUGGUGGUGGGUGAUGUUUCUUUUUUCCAAUUAAAACCAGUGUCAUAUCUUCAGUGUUAAUCCAUGUUGAGAGGGCAUUAAUCAAACUUCCACAGUCUAGGUGAGACUCAUCCUCACCAGCCAUUCACAAUGUCACAAGGUACUGUGUAAGUUAUAACAAAUUGUGGAGACAGAACUACUUCAAUCCUUGAACAGCAGCUACACAUGUGUAUAUAGUACUCUCCAUGUAAGUUAAUGUAGGUAUGGGGUUUGCAGCUAUCCAGGUGUCGUCCCACCAGCCCAGUGUUUUUCUGUUGAGUGGGAGGAUACUUGAGUAAUUUAUGUGAGAAUGCAUGUCACGGAAUUGGAACAACCAUAAUCGUGUUAUGUUUACAAUUUACAUUGUUUGUGUCGAUUUGUGAAAUGUUUUUGUAAACAUACUUUUUUUUUUAAAUUAAAGAAAAAAUAAAAUGUG